Molecule: messenger RNA, 3722 nt
Organism: Elaeis guineensis (African oil palm)
Lineage: Eukaryota; Viridiplantae; Streptophyta; Magnoliopsida; Arecales; Arecaceae
Product: G-type lectin S-receptor-like serine/threonine-protein kinase SD3-1
Biological process (GO): recognition of pollen; protein phosphorylation
Molecular function (GO): protein serine/threonine kinase activity; ATP binding
Source: RefSeq, a predicted model, not a curated record
GUCUCCUUGUUGACUCGCAAAAAAAAAUCCAAACAUAAUCUUCAAAAGCCGCCUCCCAAUCAUCAAAUGCUCGGAAGCAAAAAGAACUCCUCUCUUUUCCCUGGAUCCUUCAACCUCCUUUCCUCUUUGACGCACAGUCCGAAAGUUCCCCAGCCUCCGUGAAACCUUUCUAGUUGCCACAUUAUUCAUAACUAAAUUCCAGAAAAAUAGAAGAAAGUACAUGCUUCCAUGCUCAUCUUGUUCAUGGAGCCAGCUGAGGUAUUUUCAUCAAAUUCAUGCACUGAAAUCUGCCCCUGUUUUCUUCUUUGCUGUUUUUGGUUUUUAUUUUAGAACUUUUAUCAAACAAACGCUUUGGUUAGAAAGCUACUUUUCCCACACCCAGUUACAGAGAAUUUUCUAGUUCAACAAGUAGCUCUGUCUUGGAGGUUCCCUUCCUUCUCCUCUGUCCCCUCCUUUCCAAUCUAUCGCCUUUUGAUGCAGAUGCCGCCGCUCUCUUUCAGUUUGGUGCAAGUUUUAUUUUUGCUAGCCGUAGAGAUUGCGUUCUCCUUCAUGCCAACCUAGUCGCCUAAAUCUGCUCUAAAACCCAUGAUUCAUGCGAAAAAGGUGAAAAGAAUACAUUCUCUCACACUCUAUAUAUCCUCCUCAAUUCCUCGUCAAGGCUAACUUUUAGAGCUUUGACUGUUCCUCAUUCCACCUCCUCCUACUACCAACCACAUUGGAUUAGAGAUGCACAAGCCCAGAUCAUUUUGGUUCCCCAUUUUCUUCUGUUCCAUUGUCUUCUUUGGUGUUGAAGCUCUGCAAAUUCCGCUUGGUUCCAAGCUCUCUGUUGCAAAGCAUGACCACUGGAUUUCCCCAAAUGGGAACUUUGCGUUCGGGUUUUUUAACCGCUCUGAUCAGCCUAACCAAUAUGGAGUUGGUAUUCGUUUCAACUCGAUGUCGAUGCCGUCCCCUGAGCAAGCGCUUGUCUGGGUUGCUGGGGCUCAUGUUUCUGUUGGAUAUAAUUCAUUUAUUCGCCUCACUGAGGCUGGAGAUCUCGUUCUCUUUGACUCCUUCAAGGAAGCUGUGGUUUGGAGUAGCAACACUCACAAUUCCUCUGUUGCUUCGGCCAGUCUCCGUGAUGAUGGGAAUCUUGUUCUCUUGAAUGCACACCAGGAUGUUGUUUGGCAGAGCUUUGCUACUCCAUCAGAUACGCUUCUUCCAGGUCAGAACCUUACCUCCUUGCAGACGCUUCGAGCGGCCAGCUGGAAUUUUGUAUCGAGUUACUAUACUCUGUCAAUGGAUACUUCUGGCCAGUUGAAACUUAGCUGGGAGACUAAUGUCACUUACUGGAAGACUGAGGCCACUUCCUUAAAACCAAUUCUUGCUGCUGUCUUCACUGAAGAAGGGGCAUUUCAGCUUCUGGACAUGAGGUCAAGGCCUGUUUGGUCGAGGUUCGGAGAUGAUCAUAAUGAUUCCUCUGUGAGUUUCCGGUUUCUAAGGCUAGAUGCGGAUGGAAAUCUCAGAAUGUACUCAUGGGCUACAUAUUCCAAGUCAUGGAGGAAGGUGUGGCAAGCUGUGGAGAAUCAGUGUGAUGUCUUUGCUACGUGUGGAUUGUCUGGGGUUUGUGUUUUCACUUCAUGGGGAAACACGACUUGCGAGUGCCCGUUUGGAUCAAACACUUCAAAUUUGAACUGUUUGGCUCCAUACAACCAGACAUGCAGUUCUGGAUCAACUAUGGUCACACUUAAGCACACAUUGUUAUAUGGAAUUUACCCACCAGAGGAUUUUAUCACUCAGUGUAGCAUCGAGCAGUGCUGGAAUUCAUGCUUACAAGAUCCUCGUUGCACGUCAGUAAGUGUUACUAAUGAUGGUGAGGCUCGGUGCAAAAUGAAAAGAACUCGGUUCAUAACAGGCUAUCAGAACCCCUCUUUGAGAUCCAUAUCCUUUUUUAAGGUCUGCCUGGAUCCAAUUGCUGUACUACCUCAAAAUGUUCCUACAUCUUCUUCACCUUCUUCUGCAUCUUCUCUGCUUAAAAAAUUAUCCAAACUCCGCAUGUCCUCUGCUGUCGGGCUAGCUUCAGGCAUGAUUGUUGCCUUUCUAGUAUUCCAAAUUGGUAUAUUUCUUUACUUCUUGAAGAGAAGGAAAGCCGCUAAGAACUCGGGACCUGCAUGGUACUCAUGUCAGAAUUCAAUUGGUUUGAUCUCAUUAUCCUACUCAGAGCUGAAAGAUAUAACCAGUAACCUCAAGCACCAGCUUGGUUUGAAUCUGUACAAGGGUGUGCUUCCAACCAACCAGGAGGUUGUCAUCAAGGAGCUGAAAUCUGAUGUGGAAUGUGGGGAAAACAUAGGAGAGAUGCAGUUCAGGUCUUGGAUUUCGGUAUUGGGUGUCAUCCACCAUAAGAAUUUAGUGAAGUUGAAGGGUUACUGUGGCAAUUCUGGCCAAAGAUUUGUCAUAUAUGAGUUUUUUAAGAAUGCUUCAGUUGAUAAAUGGCUACAAGAUGGUAAACUCAGCAGGAGGCUAACUUGGAAGAAAAGGGUGGAGAUAUGCAUAGGAGUGGCUAAAGCAUUAGCUUACUUGCAUUCUGAGUGCAGGGAGUUUGUCAGCCAUGGGAACUUGAGAUGGGAGAAUGUGGUCCUCGAUGAAGAGUUAGAAGCAAAGGUGACUGAAUUUGGUCUGAUGAGGUUCAGCAGUAAUGCCAUCCAAAAUAGCCAGGAGGCUGAAGUGGAUGUGGCGAGGUUUGGUGAAAUGAUUGUGAUUAUGGUGAGUGGCCACCAAGGAGAGGCUGAUGUAUGUAGUUGGGCUUACAAGGAGUGGGUGGAGGGAUGUGCAGUAAAAGUGGUGGACUCGAGGCUUGGAGGGAAGUUUGAUGUAGAAGAGGUGGAACGCAUCUUGAGGGUUGCAUUUUGGUGCAUCCAGCCUGAUGCAAGGCUGAGACCCAUGAUGGGGGAAGUACUGAAAGUGUUGGAAGGUACACUCUCUGUCGAUCCUCCACCACCUCUCUACCAUUGCUCGAAGCCCCUGGAGGAAUCACAUUCUAUACAGUAAGUCCGUUCCUAUAAAUGAUUAACAGUUCAUAAUUCAGAAACAGUGGCUUGAUUAGGUUGAUUCAAGUACAAGAUUGACAUGGAAAAUGAUUAGAAUGUCAGCAGUUUUUUAAGGGCGUAAAUGUAUGACAGCUUGAAAGAGAGAGGGAUUGGGGAUAUUGUUCUUGUUGUAGUAAUGGUAGGCUAACAAUCGCAGAGAUUAGUUUGGCAUAGGCGAAUUUCUGAGCAGCCUAACUGUUAGUACUCGAAGAGUACUGUAACAACUUGCAAGUUAUGUGUUUUUGUCUUAAAUUUAGAACAUGUUCCAUUUGUAGAGAUGAUAUGAAUUGUUUAAUCUGAGUAAGUCUAUAUGUCCUGUUCCUUAUCUAACAGUCUAACACCGAUGGGACAUCAGCAGAUCAAAAAUUCAUGGUCAUUUAAGCAUUGAACUCAUGGUGUAGGUUAUUUAAUUCUUGAGCCAUUUCCAACCUUAAACAUAUGUAAUUUCACGUCUCCUCGAAACUUUUACAGUCUCAUGGUCAAUGUUUGUUGAUGGUAACUCUUAUCAGUCACUUUCCUUCUUAGGUUUAUUUAUGUAUCUUUGGUGAGCUGUGUCUUAAGUUGGAUGUUGUGUUGUUUUUUACAUUGUGUUUCUUAUUAGUCUGUAUUUCUUGUAAGUCAGGAAAUCUUUGGAAAUAAUCCAUGCUUACCUUUAACCGA